UUCCGUUGUGUCUAAUCUUGUUCUUUGUUUAAAACUCCUCUCCAUGCAUUCCUCUUGUUUAUAUAUUUAUUGCUUCUUCUAUAAGCUUUUGUGAGUCCUGGUGAUCAUCUCUCUUUCUAGCUAAGUGAGCAGGCACUAACGCAUAAAUAUCUAUAUAGAGAGAGAGCGCUGGACAGAGAAAUGGGUUUGAGGUCCAUCAUAUCGACCAUCACAUACUGUUUGUUCUUUCGGUAUCCACACAAGAAGCCAAAGGUCAAAAGUGUGAGCCACCUCAACUAUUACCACACCAUGCCAAGGGCUCGCCCACUUUCUUUACAGACGAUAGACCUGAAAGUAAGGAUGUGCUGCAGUGGAUGCGAGAGGGUAGUCAAGCAUGCCAUUUACAAGCUGAGAGGGGUGGACUCGGUUGAGGUGAACCUAGAGAUGGAAAGAGUGACGGUAAUUGGGUACGUGGAGAGAAAGAAGGUGCUAAAGGCUGUGAGACGAGCCGGUAAGCGAGCCGAGUUCUGGCCGUACCCGGACAUGCCACGCUACUUCACUUCCUCCGACCACUACUUCAAAGACACAACCAGUGAGUUCAGGGAGAGCUACAACUACUACCGUCACGGCUACAACCUCAGCGACCGUCACGGUCACAUCCAUGUCACUAACCGUGGAGACGACAAAGUCAGCAACUUCUUUAACGACGACAACGUCCACGCUUGUCGCCUGAUGUGAUCGAUCUUUCAUCUUCUAUUUUGCUGUUUGUUUUUUUUUGUGUGUAAUUCUCUCCUCCCUUUUCGUUUAUAUAUAUACAUGUAUCUGAAUGUGUUUUUACAUGUUGUAUUGUCUCUAGGUUUAAUUGGUUUGUAUGCGUAAGCGAGAUAAAAGCACACGCUAGCUUUUGUACACAAUGCUUUAUUAUAAUUUU
Eutrema salsugineum is the source of this 910-nucleotide messenger RNA. RefSeq names its product heavy metal-associated isoprenylated plant protein 30. The coding region runs from base 181 to 717 and encodes 178 amino acids. Gene Ontology annotation, molecular function: metal ion binding. The record is from RefSeq and is a predicted model, not a curated record. The transcript has 3 exons. Lineage: Eukaryota; Viridiplantae; Streptophyta; Magnoliopsida; Brassicales; Brassicaceae.